ACACCUCCAGUUCAUUUUUUUCUCUGCAGUCACUCGCAGGCGGUAAAGAUUCCUGCUUACUUUACCUACUUCUAAUGUCUAUUAGUACUGGAUUUGAACUGGAUAGAAAUGCAUUACCUGCAACUCUAAAGGAUUUUCCUGUGACUGACAGUUCAAGUAUCAGCUGCUGUUCUACCGUUUUGAGGAGAGCUGAUCCAAGGCCCAGGCAUAAUGGAAUCCAAUCUAUCUUUGCUCUCAUCCUUGAAAGAGGACUUCAGCCCUGAGGAUUACAUCCUGCCACAUUAUAAGGAAGCUUAUCGGUUAGCUAUUGACGUUCUGGUCAGUGGUGGCAAACAAGUAUAUCAGGAAUUCCUCCAUGCUGAGAAAAUCGCAAGCUUCCUUUCUGAGGAAGAAAUUGACUUCAUAACUCAGAAUACAGAACAACUAGCUGUCAGUGAGGACGAAGAGGAUGUUGACAGCACCAGGGACAACUCCACAGGGACAUACUGGCCCACAGAUUCUGAUGCUCCUCCCCCAGACCUGGAUCUCGGUUGGCCAGAGGUCAUGCAUAACAGAUUCCAGACCAACAUAAACAUCCUUUACCAUCCACCCAGGUUAAACAGUCCCACCAUCAAGGAAUCACUGAGGAGACAUAUCCAAGAUGCCAGACAGGUCAUUGCAAUCGCCAUGGAUGUGUUUACCGAUGUAGACAUUUUUAAAGAGGUAGUCGACGCGUCAAUCCGAGGCAUUCCUGUGUACAUCCUUUUGGAUCACAGCCAUUUGAAAAGCUUUCUCAAUAUGACGGCAAAUCUUGACAUUCAAAUUCAAAAACUCAGGAACAUGAGGGUGCGCACAGUGCAAGGUCAGGAGUAUGUUUGCAAAUCAGGAGCUAAAUUCCGUGGAGCCAUGGGACAGAAAUUUCUCCUAGUUGACUGCCAAACAGUAUUUUUUGGAUCAUACAGUCUCAUGUGGUCCUGUGAAAAGAUCCACCUGAAUAUGGUUCAAGUCAUAACAGGAGAGUUAGUGGAGUCUUACGACGAGGAGUUCCGGACUCUUUACGCCCGCUCCAAUAUUCCAGUCGAGUUCCAGUUUCAGGACAUCUUGUCAGAUCGAUGGAUGAAUGGCAAAACUGAGAAUUACCUUGGUCGUCCCAUCCGAGCUUUUGAAAGAAAGGAUCACUUGAGGCACACACUUGACUCUGUAUAUCGCCAAACCUGUGAGAGACAAGCAGGCAUUAGGGGCGUACGGGAAGAGCUUCCCAUCCCUCACCAUAGUAGAUUUCUUCAAGAUGCACUGGAGUUCAACAAGCGGCACAGCUAUGCAGGGGAACCCCGAGAGCCCGCACAUAUCAUUCAGCAGUCCAGGUAUGGCAGCAGUAACUGGAAUGUGGCUGAAGACAUCAGGGGCUAUGGAGGAAACCAUCCUACUCUUAUGGAGAACCCCUAUGGAAGCACAAGAUUAAACUUCCUUAACAGGACAGCUAACUAUCGCCAGUCCUACCAUGGUCAUGAUAAACAGGUGCAUUCGAUACAGCAGACCAUGCCAAGUUUGGCAAGUACCUCCAAGUCAUUUCUGCGCACAUGGAGGAUAGAAUCCUACCUCAAAAACUGUGACGCACCCAUUGGAGAACCAUAUGAAUAUCUUGACCAAUACGAGAUGGACAACAAACCUGUUCCUGUGAUGCCUUCUCGUCUUAGGUCAUCCCUGGUAUUCAGGUCCAUUAUCCCAGAGGAUUCAGAACCCAACAAUUACACAAAUGAUUCCAUAUCAUCAGUACUCCGUGAGGAUCAAUUUGGAAUACAGCCAGGUUCACAGUACUAUUCAACACAAUGGAACCAAGCAGAUUUACGGGACAAUCGAGCCCAACCUGAUGAAUUUAUGUUAAAGAGACGGAGUAUACAGGUCCCAGAGCACUCUGGAAAAAACUUUGGCUUUGGCUCAGGACGAGAGAUACUAUAUGCUAGCCUUGGCAGAGCUAAAAAUCGAUUUAAUGUUAAAGAGCCUGAGCUCCCACAAGACAAUUUGUACAAAAGGCACAGUGUAGCAGACCCUCGGCAUAAUACAUACAAUAAUAGUAAUAAUAAAGAACCUUCCAGCCAUCUGUAUGCACACCUGUCGAGAAAUGAAACAGACAAAGGUCCGGUUCUUGAGAACUCAAUAAGUGGAGGAUAUACCCAAAACCUCAAUGAGGACCAGAGAUCCCUCUCACAUUAUGAUGUCAAAACAGCUGAAAGCAACAAUGUGCAACACUCUAUGUGGCAAGAACCUCCCUUAAGGACCGUAUCAGCAACAGGUCUAGAAGUGGAGGAUAUCAACCAGAACAAACCAAGCGUAAUAUCACCCUUUAAAAAGGGUACCAAGAAAAUCAAAUCCCUUCUAAACAUUCCAGAGAAGCGGGACAGCUCGCCAAAAAGGAAGAACAAUUCAAGCCUUAAAGUAUGUGGCAGCACUGACACCAUUCUUUCUGAUGACACAGAGAAACGACAGAGCCCUACAACCAUUUCUAUGAAGUCCAGUGACAGCAGCAUGUUGAAAAGGACAAAUGGGAGGAUCUCUGGAACACAGUACAAUGCUGCCUUGACCGGAGAAUCAUCUGCUCCUCGUUUUAGUACAGACGAGCUCCAGGGUGAUGGGUCUGUAAAAGCGGCAGAUCGGCUGUAUUCCAACAGUCAGGAGAAUAAAAGAAAUUUGGUACAGACCACCGCCACAAGUCGGUGGCCACAAGAGCAAGUUCGAGUGAAUAGGGUGUACAGUCGUUUUGAGCCUCUUUGCUCCUUUGAGAGUAAAAAUACCUCUUCAGGACAGGGCACCACUAUGUCCAUAAAUAAAUCAGACAGAAACAGAAGCUCUUUCCUUACAAGAGGAACAACAAGCAGUGAUCAGAGCAACCAUAUAACUCAACAUACACAUGGUCAUGAAAAUAAAUUUGGACGCUUCAUACAGAGGGUUGGAAAUUUAAUAAACAAGAAUAAGUAAUGUAGAUGUAGAUAAAAGCAAAGAUCUGCUUUCUUGGAGUUUUUUAAUUGCCACCUCAUUGAAAGAGGAAAAACAAUUCCCUUGAAAUAUUUUAUCAUAGUAAUUGUACAGACUUUGCCUUGGUGUAAUAUAAUAAUGAGUGCAAUAAAUUAUAGUGGACUACUUGUGUUGGAGCACUGAAAUCGAACCCUACAUCCCAUGCACCGUCUCCUGAGGAUAAUCCUGUAUUGCCCUCAUGUUUUAGGUCAUCCCUUAUUUUCAGGUCCGUCACACCAGAAUCUCCAGUAUUUAUGUAUGUAUCAAUUUGGAAUACAGUCCGCGUGCACUAUAUGACUCUUCAGUGCAAUCAAGAAUUAGUCAAUAGAUAUGUUCAAACACUCCACUCCCCACAUGGACGUCGGUUUGCCUGCUGUCACCUGAAAUGUUUACAUUCGUAAUUAAAUUUCUUUUUUAAAUAGUGUUUUGACCUCAUGUGGAAAUGUUCAGAAAGGGAAACUUCACUCAGUGGAUACUUUAACGGCUUUAUACCCUGCAAUGACCAAUUUUGUGAAGAGGAAAUCAUACUAAAGUCCAUUGUGCCUUAAAACUUUGUUUCUGAGCAGGUAUAAGAUGCAACAAAAUCUUUUCCAUAAUGCAUGAUAUGUUUUUACAAUACACUGCGGAAGUGCCAACAAACUGUCAGAGUUCAGGGAGAAUUUGAUUUUGCUCUUUUUACAAACAACUACAUUAUUUAACAAGGACAAGGACAGGAAAAUAUACAGUUUUUACAUGCUGCAAUGAAUAAGAAUGGAGAUAUACAAGCGCAGGUAUAUAUAUAUAAUGUGACAUAUCGCUAUAUUUAUAUUAUAGCAUAAUAUCAUAGCCCUAGCCAACACUGAUGCUGUGAUGAUAAGUUCGUAUCAGAAAAAAUACACAUUUAAACAGAUGAAUGCCGGGUAAGAUCAUUCUCAUCCAGAAAACCUCUACAAAUGUCUGAACUGUGAGCUUGUGACCUUUCUACAAACUGAUUGCUUUGUUGCUUUGUUACUGCAGAGGAUGGGGGAAAAAAUCCAUAUUUUAAUGUUUGGACUUUAAGUCCAGGGAUAAUGCGGGAGGUCAAAGGAGAUGAGGUAACCUCUACAACAAGAUUAUAGUGAUUCAUUCUCAUUCAUAGAACUUCAAUUUUUUUUUUCAAGCAGUACCAUUUAUCUGCAUUCUUAUGCAAUGCAUCAGUUUCCCCCCACUUUAAUUUUUAGGACUCGCCAGACAUUCAUCCUUUGGUAAUGUCAUUUCUCAACCAAAACCAAUCUCUUUGACACAAGCUCACUGUACAGAGGUUGUAUUUGAAAAAUCACCAAGCGCUUUAUGGAAAAGAAUCUAGAGAUAAACACUGAAUGCCUAAAAUUGUCUCCUGUCUUACUGAAAUAACAAAUGAAACUUGAAACUUUCAAAUAUUUUGAGCCAUUUUUUUUUAGCAAUUUAUUCUUAAAUCAAAUUGUAACUGAACAUUGUUUCAAAUACACAAUAAACACAAUAAACAAUAAAAAUCCCUUCGAGUCCCUCUGAUGCCAAACAUCACUCUUGCAAAGAACUCUUUUUUAUUUAUUUAUUUAUUUAUUUUAUCUGGCAGUGUAAUCUCUGCAAACACUGAAGUAUAAGAGUAUGAGUUGAAUACUGAAGUAGCGUCCUUGAUUAUCUGAUUGUUUGAAAUUGCUCCUUGUAACACAAUUAAAACAAUUAUAAUAGUAAAAAUAGGCAGCUGGUGGCAAAAUCGAUGACGCACAGGGGUGUGCUAUUGAAGUAGAUAGCUGUAUUUAACCUAAUUACACUAAGAAAGAUAACAACAUAUUUAUCUCAAAACCCUGACAUUUUAACAGGGGUGUGUCGAUUUUUUAUAUCUGUGGUACGAGACUAAAAACAUUUUUUAUCAGUGAGAGUCACAGCAGAGAGAGAAUUCAAGAGUUCUCACCAAUGCUAUCUUUAAAAAGUAGAACGAUAUGGCAUGCUUCGAGCCGUGAAAUAAAAUUAUUUCAUAUAACACAGAUGGCUGAAUUUCCCAUAGCUUAUGCUACAAAUGUGCACUUUUUACACACGCAUAAUGAGGCGUUGGUGUGCAAAAACCUGCAUCAUUACUAGGAUUUUCAUUAAGGGAUGUGCAGCGCACUAGGGAGUGUACAUGUCACUGCACAUACUGACAAGAUCAGUAAUAUAGGUCUCUUUGAAAUAAAAAAAUUAAUCCUAAGACUAAUUAGCCAUGGAGCUGAUUUGCUACCCAGCGUUCAUCCUUCAAAAUAGAAAUAAAUAAAUAAACAUAUGUUGCUUCAUAAAGUGUAGCAGUUGCGAUUUUUAGUUUUAUCAAUUUUGCUAUUCGCACCACCACCUCCGCUUACAGCUCCAUCUAUUUUCCUUU
Tachysurus vachellii is the source of this 5344-nucleotide messenger RNA. It is a transcript of the gene sack1b, whose product is annotated as family with sequence similarity 83 member B. The record is from RefSeq and is a predicted model, not a curated record. The transcript is spliced from 5 exons. Lineage: Eukaryota; Metazoa; Chordata; Actinopteri; Siluriformes; Bagridae. Gene Ontology annotation, biological process: epidermal growth factor receptor signaling pathway. Gene Ontology annotation, cellular component: cytoplasm; membrane. Bases 211 to 2955 code for a protein of 914 amino acids.